Messenger RNA from Drosophila kikkawai, 1354 nucleotides. RefSeq names its product pro-resilin. Gene Ontology annotation, molecular function: transcription coactivator activity. Gene Ontology annotation, cellular component: RNA polymerase II transcription regulator complex. Gene Ontology annotation, biological process: positive regulation of transcription by RNA polymerase II. NCBI's taxonomy places the organism in Eukaryota, Metazoa, Arthropoda, Insecta, Diptera, Drosophilidae. The record is from RefSeq and is a predicted model, not a curated record.
UGGAUUCCCGGCAGCAGCAUCAUCAUCAUUAGCUUUGGCACCACCAUGAGGCUGUACGUCUGCGUAGUCAUCGCCCUGCUGGCCCUCGUGGCCCCCUCGAAUGCCCUGUUGGGCGCCAAGUUGGCCCUGCUCAAGGCCAUUACCAGUGGCGGCGGCCUGGGCGGUGGCUCAUCCGGCGGUGGUGGUUAUGGAGGCGGUGGCUACGGUAGCGGAGGCUACUCCGGUGGCUAUAACCAAGGAUAUUACAGUCAGCCCAGCCGUCCAGUCUACAGCUCCGGCUAUGGCAGCUCCUCGGCCUCGUCUGCAUCUUCAGCAUCGUCCUAUGGCGGGGGUUAUGGAGGUGGUUAUAGCGGCGGUUAUGGCGGCGGCUAUGGCGGCGGCGAGCAGGUGAUCAAGGUCAUCAAGGUAGUGGAGCAGCCCACGUACAACUAUGGACGCUCGUCGGGCGGCUAUGGUGGCAACUAUGGCGGCAGCUACGGCGGUGGUUACUCCUCCUCGAGUGCCUCCUCCAGUGCCAGUGCCUCCAGCUACUCUGCCCCAGCUCCCGCUGUGAGCUAUUCCGCCCCAGCUCCUGCUCCUGCUGUCACAUACUCCGCCCCAGCUCCUGCUCCCGCUGUUACCUACUCCGCUCCAGCUCCCGCUGUUACCUACUCCGCUCCUGCUCCUGCUGUGACCUACUCCGCUCCUGCACCAGCUCCUGCUCCAGUCACCUACUCGGUGCCAGCUCCCCAGCCUCAGGUGGUGCGUGUUCAGGCUGCUCCGGCUGUUACCUACACUGCUCCUGCCCCCGCUCCGGUGAUCCGCUAUGCGGCUCCUGCCCCCGUGGCGCCUGCACCCAUUUCGUACGCCCCCGUGGCCCCCGCACCCAUCUCCUAUGCCCCGCAGCCGCAGAGCCAGCAGGUGGUGAAGACCAUCAAGCUGAUCGUGGACGAGGAUGUGGCUAGCCAUGCACCCGCGCAGGUUUAUGGGCCUCCAGCUGUGGGCUCAAGCUACUCCAGUGCCGCUGCCUCCUCCUCCGCCUCCGCCUCAUCCUCCAGCGGUGGAUACGAAGGUGGCUACAAUGGUGGCUACAAUGGUGGCUACAAUGGAGGCUACAAUGGUGGCUAUAAUGGCGGCUAUAAUGCCGGCUCUAAUGGUGGCUUCUCCGGCUGGAAGCGCGGUGGCAUCUUCGAGAAGCUGGUGGGCUGCUAGGGCUUCGUGAUGAACCCUCAACCAGAAGUCUAACCUAACCUAAUCCAAACCUAACCGUACUCAGCAAUUUUUUUUCUAGUUCUAAAUCGAAUAAUUGUAUUUUUUUGUUGUGUAAAGAAACCGAAACGAUCGAAUGUGUAUAUACAAAAAUAAAUCAACAUAA